Messenger RNA from Entamoeba nuttalli P19, 951 nucleotides. RefSeq names its product cysteine protease, putative. Gene Ontology annotation, molecular function: cysteine-type endopeptidase activity. The transcript has a single exon. The coding region runs from base 1 to 951 and encodes 316 amino acids. Gene Ontology annotation, cellular component: lysosome. Lineage: Eukaryota; Evosea; Mastigamoebida; Endamoebidae. The record is from RefSeq and is a predicted model, not a curated record.
AUGAGUUUAAUUUUAUUAGUCAUUAUUUAUAAGAGUUUUUCACAAAAACCUCCAACAUUCUAUGGAUUACUUCCAAAGAAAAGCAUUCAACCUCUUUCAUCUAGUGAAAUACCAACAAGACUACAAAAAAAUAACACAUUCUAUCCAUUUAUAUUAAAUGAAAUUCCAUCUUCAUUAUCAUAUUGUGGCACUUAUCGUAAACGAAAUCCUCAUAAAACUGAAGAUUAUUGUAUAAAACAAACAAUGAAUCAAGGAGAAUGUGGUGGAUGUUAUGCAAUGGCAUUAGCACAAGUUUUACAAGCACAUUACACACACUUGACAUUAAAACAUCAAGCAUUCAGCACACAACAAAUCAUUGAUUGUUCAAACAAUAAUGGUUGUAGUGGAGGAUGGCCUGCAAGUGUCUUAGAGUCACUUCAAUACUUUGUUUCAGAAAUUGAAUAUCCUUAUCGAUUGAUUACAAUCAAUGGAAAUUCAACAAAUAAUUACAAAAAGGAAUGUAUAAGAGGAAGAAGAACAAAAAUCCAUGUUAGUGAUUAUAAAGAAGUUAUUGGACCAAUCACUUUUGAACAAAUCAAAGUCUUACUCAUUGAAUAUGGACCAUUUAUUGGAAUGAUUUAUAGUAAUGAUCAAUUAAGAAAAUAUUCAGGUGGGAUAUUACAUUUAGAUUGUCCUGUUGUUCCAACACUUAACCAUGCAAUCAUUGUUGUUGGAUAUGGACAAGAAAAUCAAGAGAAAUAUAUCAUUAUUAGAAAUUCAUGGGGAAAUUCAUGGGGAGAAAUGGGAUAUGCUAGAAUAUCAAUGAACGAUUUAUGUGGAUUAGAUGGAAUAAAAUAUUCAGACUAUCCAACAAUUUUGUAUUUGAAAACACAAUGUUUGUUCUUAUUUUUUUCUUUAAAUAUCAUAACUCAUAACGUCAUAGUACCACAACAAGUUUAUUCGAAUUAUUGA